UUCAACUAGGGAAGCAAAACGACUGUAUGCUUUUCUACCCAAUCCAGUUUUCCUCAUACUCGGACAUCUCUAUUAACAUGGGCAGAGGGACCUAACCUCUGUACAAGAAGUUUUGAAAUCUUCAGUCUCCUGGAGUCACUAGAGAGCAGCAGAAACUCCUCUCUCGAAUUAUUACUUACUGAUUGACGUCUUCAUGCUUUCACUUGCAAGGCGACUGCAGAGGUUGCAGUUGCAGCCUCUUGAUCAAUGUCAGUCCCAGCAGCUUCGUAGGGCCAGGACCGGUGGUUCUUCUUCUUCGAGGAGGAGGAGCAAGAUGUUGAAGAAGCCGGACGACAAAUCAGAAUGGUGGGUAGUGGAUGGGGAGAUGCACGAGAUCGGUGAGAAUGUGCCUCCGAGGGAGCGCUUCGUAAUCCCAAGAGAUAACCUCCCCAACAAGCGCCGAAAACAAAUGAGAGAGCAGUUCAUGCGCAGAACUCGCCUCGUACUUAAGGAAUCUGAGCAUGAGCCCUGGUGCAAAAGAUAUAUGGAACUAUAUAAUGAGCUCAGAGAGAACUGGGAAAGGCUAUACUGGGAUGAAGGCUAUUCCAAGAAACUUGCCCAAGAUCAUGCCAAUUAUGAAUCUGCUGAAGAUGAUGAUCUGGAUUUUUCUCCAUACAGGAGAAGGCGAUCCAAUGCUGAGCAAACGAAGGGGCUGAGUUUUGUGAAACAUGGACAAAGUGAUACCUGGGAAAAGGUGGGCCAAAUUCGGGACAAGUUUGAGUAUGACAGGGAGAGAAGAAUGAGAGAGAAAGCAUUUGCCCCCAUGAACGAUGGAUCUGGAUUUGAUUCCCGUGAUUCAAGCUCCAGGGUUCUUCCUUUUGAUGCCCAGAAAUAUUUUUCUGGGUCCGAGGAAGAGUGAGUGAAACUUGACAAGAUACAAGAGAAUUCCUGGAAUGCAGGUUCAGCCUCACACACCCAACUCUAAUCUCAUGAAAUGGACUAGCUCAUGUUGGUUGGUAGAUCAAAGGUGGAAACCCGAUUAUCUGAAUGCAGGAGCCUUAAAAGUUGAAUUUGUAUAGUUGUAUGGAGUCUCACAACAAAAGAGGAGCUAAAAUCAUAUAGGAUGGGAUUAUUUUCAUGUUGUAUCAAUUGUUUCCUGAGAUUUUCUUUUUCAAGGUAUAUUGAUUUGUCGCGCUUCUAUUUAAUGAUAUAGUCGUGAGCCUUGCUUACUGCCAAGGUGUCUA
Molecule: messenger RNA, 1223 nt
Organism: Macadamia integrifolia
Lineage: Eukaryota; Viridiplantae; Streptophyta; Magnoliopsida; Proteales; Proteaceae
Exons: 5
Coding region: 194-898 (234 amino acids)
Source: RefSeq, a predicted model, not a curated record